Molecule: messenger RNA, 973 nt
Organism: Vanessa atalanta (red admiral)
Lineage: Eukaryota; Metazoa; Arthropoda; Insecta; Lepidoptera; Nymphalidae
Gene: eIF3f1
Product: eukaryotic translation initiation factor 3 subunit F
Exons: 6
Coding region: 35-868 (277 amino acids)
Biological process (GO): translational initiation
Cellular component (GO): eukaryotic translation initiation factor 3 complex, eIF3m
Molecular function (GO): translation initiation factor binding; metallopeptidase activity; translation initiation factor activity
Source: RefSeq, a predicted model, not a curated record
UUAAUAAAGCCUUUCAUGUUUCAAACAACUCAACAUGGCACUCAAUUUAGUUGUUAAGGUUCAUCCUGUUGUUUUAUUUCAAAUCGUUGAUGCCUAUGAGCGUCGAAAUGCUGAUUCACAUCGUGUUAUUGGAACCUUGCUAGGUACCUGUGACAAAGGAGUAGUGGAGGUGACCAACUGCUUCUGUGUGCCUCACAAGGAACAUGCAGACCAGGUGGAGGCAGAGUUAAAUUAUGCCAUGGAUGUUUAUGAACUUAACCGUAGGGUUAAUGCUUCAGAAAACAUUGUUGGUUGGUGGGCGACUGGCAAUGAGGUGACCAACCACUCGUCUGUGAUCCAUGAGUACUACUCGCGCGAGUGCCGCGAGCCGGUGCACGUCACGCUGGACACGUCACUGGCGGGUGCGCGAAUGGGGCUGCGCGCGUACGUAUGCGUGGCCCUCGGAGUGCCGCGCGGGAAGCAGGGCUGCAUGUUCACGCCCAUUGAUGUGGGACUAACAUACUACGAGCCCGAGAUUGUGGGUCUCCAACUGUGCCAGAAGACGAUAGGGCCCGGUGGUCGCUCGCGUCAGGUACAGCCCGCCGUCGACCUGGCGCAGGUAGCCGAUGCUGCCUCUAGGCUAUCUGGUUUAUUGGACCAGGUGGUGCAGUAUGUGGAGGAGGUGCUGUCGGAGCGCACGACGCCCAACAACGCGGUGGGCCGCCAGCUGCUGGAGCUGGUGAGCGCGCUGCCCGACCUCGCCUCCGCCUCCUUCGCGGACGCUUUCGCCGGAGGCGUCAAGGACCUGCUCAUGGUGGUAACUCUCGCACAACUCAUCAAGACACAGCUGCAACUGAACGAGAAGCUCACUCUGCUGACGUCGCAGUGAGAUUCAUCUCGCGUGGAUUCAGUUUGGUCACAUUGAACUUCUCACAACUUGCAUUGCCGGGAGAAUUAAAAGUCAUAAAACUCAAUAAAGCGAAAAUGUACCCAA